Messenger RNA from Arabidopsis thaliana (thale cress), 2221 nucleotides. Its product is annotated as Major facilitator superfamily protein. NCBI's taxonomy places the organism in Eukaryota, Viridiplantae, Streptophyta, Magnoliopsida, Brassicales, Brassicaceae. The transcript is spliced from 14 exons. Gene Ontology annotation, biological process: D-glucose transmembrane transport; transmembrane transport. Gene Ontology annotation, molecular function: D-glucose transmembrane transporter activity; transmembrane transporter activity. Gene Ontology annotation, cellular component: cytoplasm; membrane. Bases 203 to 1714 code for a protein of 503 amino acids. The record is from RefSeq and is marked reviewed.
UUGGUAUUGUCGAUAGAUUAACAUUCCAAAUUCUGACCGUCAUCGUCACCAACCUCCACGUCUAUGUGAAGAUGAUUCAAUGUCGUUGAGUGGUAGUAGUUAAAUCUUCAAAACCCCGGAGAAUUAUAUAUAUGGGUUUCGUUCAGCAAACCUAACUAAACUCAGAACCAGAAUUCAUAUUUCGGUCGCUCAAAUCACAGCUAUGGCGCUUGAUCCUGAGCAGCAGCAACCAAUCUCCUCUGUUUCCAGAGAGUUUGGUAAGUCAUCUGGUGAGAUCAGCCCAGAAAGGGAGCCUCUUAUUAAAGAGAAUCAUGUCCCAGAAAACUACUCUGUCGUUGCCGCCAUUCUCCCGUUUUUAUUUCCAGCUCUCGGAGGACUGCUUUAUGGUUAUGAAAUUGGUGCAACUUCUUGUGCAACCAUUUCACUUCAGUCGCCUUCAUUAAGUGGAAUUUCAUGGUACAACUUGUCCUCAGUGGAUGUUGGUCUAGUUACCAGUGGCUCACUUUACGGUGCAUUAUUUGGCUCAAUUGUGGCUUUUACUAUCGCUGACGUUAUAGGAAGAAGAAAGGAGCUGAUUUUGGCUGCAUUAUUGUAUCUCGUUGGAGCCCUUGUGACUGCACUAGCCCCAACCUAUUCCGUUCUGAUAAUUGGACGGGUUAUUUAUGGGGUCUCAGUUGGACUGGCAAUGCAUGCGGCUCCGAUGUACAUUGCAGAGACUGCUCCAAGUCCGAUACGUGGACAGCUGGUAUCAUUAAAGGAAUUCUUCAUAGUCCUUGGGAUGGUUGGAGGUUAUGGAAUCGGUAGUCUUACAGUCAAUGUUCAUUCUGGUUGGCGAUACAUGUAUGCAACAAGUGUCCCUUUGGCAGUUAUUAUGGGAAUUGGGAUGUGGUGGCUCCCAGCAUCCCCUAGGUGGCUUUUGUUGCGCGUCAUACAGGGGAAAGGGAAUGUGGAGAACCAACGAGAGGCUGCAAUCAAAUCUCUCUGCUGCCUUAGAGGCCCUGCUUUUGUUGAUUCAGCUGCUGAACAAGUAAAUGAGAUUUUGGCUGAACUAACUUUUGUGGGCGAGGAUAAAGAAGUCACAUUUGGUGAAUUAUUUCAAGGGAAGUGCUUGAAAGCUCUCAUCAUAGGAGGAGGUCUAGUCUUGUUUCAGCAGAUAACUGGACAACCAAGUGUGCUUUAUUAUGCACCAUCAAUACUGCAGACCGCUGGCUUUUCAGCCGCAGGUGAUGCAACAAGGGUCUCAAUUCUACUUGGUCUAUUGAAGUUGAUUAUGACAGGAGUAGCUGUUGUAGUUAUCGACAGACUUGGAAGGAGACCUUUACUUCUUGGUGGAGUUGGUGGCAUGGUUGUUUCAUUAUUCCUGCUGGGGUCAUACUACCUCUUUUUCAGCGCCUCACCAGUUGUUGCUGUAGUUGCACUGCUGCUUUAUGUGGGCUGUUACCAGCUAUCUUUUGGUCCAAUUGGUUGGCUGAUGAUUUCAGAGAUAUUUCCCCUUAAACUAAGAGGUCGAGGUCUCAGUCUAGCAGUGCUUGUGAAUUUUGGUGCAAACGCACUUGUGACAUUUGCGUUUUCACCCCUAAAGGAACUGCUGGGAGCUGGGAUACUGUUUUGUGGGUUUGGUGUGAUAUGUGUAUUGUCUCUGGUAUUCAUAUUCUUCAUUGUGCCAGAGACAAAGGGUCUCACUCUUGAGGAAAUUGAAGCCAAAUGUCUCUAAAAAAGAGGUCUGUUCUUUGCUUAGAAACCACAAAGUCGUGUGCUUCCUCACAUGAUUUUGAUUCAUAUUGUUAAUCAGUGAGGAAAAUAAUAGUGCAGGUUCAGAAACAAAUAAACAUAUGAAUCUGCCGCACAAGACGGGAAAUGAAUCUUCAGAGACCACUAAGUUAUUUGAAGCAAUGUUACUUCAAAGGCUCGGUUGUUUCUAGCAAAAUACAUGUACGAGAAUUCAUAAAUACAGAAAUCUUUGUAAUGAUUAUUAGCGCUCUGAUGAAGUUAGAAAAUAAAAAAAGAAAACAUCAUAGAAGAAUUUAAAUUUGUAGAAUAUGUCCUAACCAGUGAUGUUUCGAAAUCCGAAGGUUUCUCAAAGUUUGUAUUUUUUUUAAACGAUUCCACGAUUCUGCAAUGCUGCAUUAUGAUAUAGAACAUUAUGCUGAAUAGAAGAUAUUUUUCGGGAUUUGUAAGACUUGAUGUGAUAUAGUAUAAUGGAACAUUGUGGUCAAAUACA